Medicago truncatula (barrel medic) is the source of this 1672-nucleotide messenger RNA. RefSeq lists its product as uncharacterized. The transcript has a single exon. The coding region runs from base 198 to 1250 and encodes 350 amino acids. Lineage: Eukaryota; Viridiplantae; Streptophyta; Magnoliopsida; Fabales; Fabaceae. The record is from RefSeq and is a predicted model, not a curated record.
GAAUGAAGUAAGAACAAUUAUGCAUUUUAUUCAUAAUUGAGUCCAAAGUACUGUUACUACUACAGUACAUGCAUCAAAAUAAGUGAACCCAUCCUCCAUCAAACCCCAUCAAUUCACAACCGAUAAACAUAAUUAUUUGGGGAGCAACAAUUUCUGCAACUUCAUUUCAUUUCAUUUCACUUCCUCAAACAACAAAAAUGAUGAACGCAACUCGAGCAGAAGCUGAACGGUUACUAGGAAUCUCCGAAAAGCUUCUCCAAAACCGAGAUCUAAUGGGUUCCAAAGAAUUCGCAAUCCUAGCACAAGAAACCGAACCCCUUCUUGAAGGUUCCGAUCAGAUCUUAGCAAUCAUCGACGUUCUCAUCGCUUCCGAAAAGCGCGUCAACAACAACCCUGAUUGGUACUCCAUCCUCCAAAUCGAUCGCCGAUCCGACGACCUCGACCUUAUCAAGAAACAAUACCGCCGUCUCGCUCUUCUCCUUCAUCCCGACAAAAGCCGCUUUCAUUUCGCCGAUCAUGCUUUCAAGCUCGUUGCUGAUGCUUGGGCUGUUCUCUCCGAUCCGGUAAAGAAAUCUCAUUAUGAUAAAGAUCUAUCUUUUUUCGCUCGGGUUGAUUUAUCGGUUCCUGGUUGGGUUCAGCAAGAUAAGUUACCGGUUCGUAGAACCGGGCCUGGGCCUGUUAAUGGGCCCGGUCCACGGAACAGUGCGGCGUCUGCUAGAGAGGAGGUAGCUGCGGAUGUUCGGAGAAAUGCGACUUUUUGGACGACGUGUCCUUAUUGUUACCGUUUGUAUGAGUUUCCAAAGGCUUAUGAGGGGUUUUGUUUGAGAUGUCCUAAUUCUAGUUGUGAUAAAUCAUUUCAUGGUGUUAAUGUUCCGUCUUUGCCGCCGUUAGUUCCGGGGCAAGAGGCUUAUUAUUGUUGUUGGGGUUUUUUUCCUAUGGGGUUUGUGGUUGGAAAUGAUGGUGCUGAGGAGAAACGGGCUGAGCCGGAGCUGGCGCCGGAGAUUGUGGUGGAGCCGGAAGAACCUGCUCCUGUGCCAAUAUCGGUUCAAGGUGUGUCUGGGUCUUCGCUUCCGAAUUGGAUGCCAGCGCCUGUGCCGGUGGAGAAUGGUGGGAAUAAUGUAGUGUCGGUGACGGCUACUGUUACUACACCGGUGAGGGUGACUACGAGGUCAGGUGCUGUUACUGGUGGUGUUUCAAAUGGUGUUGCUUCUGGUCCGAAGAAGCGUGGAAGGCCGAGGAAGUAUUAUUAAUGUGUUUGGAAUUCCUUGAGAUCGUAGUGGACCAGAAACAAUAAUGUUAGAAACUGCGGCUGUGUUCGGUUUUUUUCCGGAGCUGGAAUGUGUAAGCGAUUUGAUAGUUUUAGUUAAGGGCUGAAGCUGGUUUGGUUGGAUAGUUUGUAGGUACUGUUCAUGUUGUAUUGUUUAAUAAAUUUGUUUUUGUAGAUAUAGUUAACUUAAGUUGGUAUAUUUUACUCUUUAGUAUUUGCCAUUAGGGUCGAUUCACCAUUUCUGCUAGUUGGUAAGAAUGAGAACAAUGUGUCAACCUUGAAUGUUAGGCUGUUGCAAUAUGCGUUUCCUUAAUGUUUCCUGCGUCUUAUUGUGCUGUGGCUUUUCUAAAGUUGCAAAUGCAAACUUUUGAGUAAUCACAUGUUAGUGGCUUUCUUGUUGUGGUA